GAGGCUCCCCUCCCCGCUCUGCACCGGGUUUAUAAAGCAGGGGCGUGGGGCGCAGCCUGGAAAAGCUGAUCGAGUCAUCCAGAGGCCUUCAGCACUGGAGCAAGUCUCGGUCUGGUUAUCCAGGGCUCCACCUAUCGCGUCUCUCCAGCCCCCGCGUCCCGCACCCAGGCCGCCCGGGAACAUGCGCUGCGCUUCGACAGCAGGCGCAGCUCUGGUGCUGUGCGCGGCGACCGCCGGGCUGCUGAGCGCACAGGGCCGCACCGCCCAGCCGGAGCCGCGGCGUUUCGCGUCCUGGGACGAGAUGAACUUGCUGGCUCACGGGCUGUUGCAGCUCGGCCACGGGCUGCGCGAACACGUGGAGCGCACCCACAGGCAGCUGGGCGCUCUGGAGGGGCGCCUGGCCGCGUGUGGGGCGGCUUGCCAGGGAUCCAAGGGGACGGGUGCGCCCUUGAAAGACACAGAGAGCACAGUCGCUGGCGACAGCGGGGGGGCGGCUCCGGAGACUCUGCAUAGCCUGCAGACACAGCUCAAGGCUCAGAACAGCAAGAUCCAACAACUGUUCCAGAAGGUGGCCCAGCAGCAGCGACACCUGGAAAAGCAAAAUCUAAGAAUCCAAAAUUUGCAGAGCCAGAUUGGCCUCCUGGCACCUGAACACCUAGAGAGUGGAGUGGCCAAGACUUCCAGAGGAAAGAGGCUACCCAAGAUGGCCCAGCUCAUUGGCCCACCACCCAAUGCCACCCGCUUGCACAGGCCACCCCGAGACUGCCAGGAACUCUUUCAAGAAGGUGAGCGACAAAGUGGACUAUUCCAAAUCCAGCCUCAGGGGUCCCCACCAUUCCUGGUCAACUGUGAGAUGACUUCAGAAGGAGGCUGGACAGUGAUUCAGAGACGCCAGGAUGGCUCUGUUGACUUUAAUCAGCCCUGGGAAGCCUACAAAGCAGGCUUUGGAGAUCCCCAAGGUGAAUUCUGGCUGGGCCUCGAAAAGAUGCAUAGCAUCACAGGGGAUCGAGGAAGCCACCUGGCUAUACAACUCCAGGACUGGGAUGGCAAUGCCAAAUCUCUGCAAUUCCCCAUUCACCUGGGGGGUGAAGACACAGCCUAUAGCCUGCAACUCACAGAGCCCACAGCCAAUGAACUGGGAGCUUCCAAUGUCUCACCCAGUGGCCUCUCCCUGCCCUUUUCCACAUGGGACCAAGACCAUGACCUUCGCAGGGAUCUUAACUGUGCAAAGAGCCUCUCGGGUGGCUGGUGGUUUGGCACCUGUGGUCACUCUAACCUCAAUGGGCAGUACUUCCACUCCAUCCCACUGCAACGGCAGCAGCGUAAGAAGGGAAUCUUCUGGAAAACAUGGCGGGGCCGCUAUUAUCCACUCCAGGCUACCACCUUGUUGAUCCAGCCUAUGGAGGUUGCCACAGCCUCCUAGCUUCCUCACAGUAGCCUGGUCCCAGGCUUAAGAGGACUGUGACUUCAGCUGUGGCCAAACUAUAUGGCUACCCUCUGCCAGGGCAAGAACUCCAAGCAGUGCCUCUGGAGCAUUGUGGACAGAGAAGAAGCCCAUGACCAGAGAGACCCUCCUUUCUGAGAUAGAGGGUUGCAUGCAUUGUCAUCUGAUACAAUCAGGACAACAGGACAGGGCCCGGAUCCAGGAAGCAUGGGAUCAAGGGACAUUGAGUUCCACUUCUUGACUGCCAAAGGAGUUGGGAGAUACAAAGGGACCACUCAGGGCCAGCUACAUUGGCCCUUGAUGGCAGACUCAGUCACAUUGACUGGCUGGAGGACAGGGUUCCCAAGAGCCCUCCCUGAACACCCUCAUGGUGCUGUUGUGUAGGUGCUGUGGAUGAAGUGACAUAACUGUGGUGUCCAGAAAGAGUAUGCACAAUUCUUGGAAUAAAAGCAACAUCAGAACAUUUUA
Molecule: messenger RNA, 1912 nt
Organism: Jaculus jaculus (lesser Egyptian jerboa)
Lineage: Eukaryota; Metazoa; Chordata; Mammalia; Rodentia; Dipodidae
Gene: Angptl4
Product: angiopoietin like 4
Exons: 7
Coding region: 182-1423 (413 amino acids)
Biological process (GO): triglyceride homeostasis
Molecular function (GO): enzyme inhibitor activity
Source: RefSeq, a predicted model, not a curated record